This is a messenger RNA of Triplophysa dalaica, 4001 nucleotides long. RefSeq names its product testis specific protein Y-linked (gene tspy). NCBI's taxonomy places the organism in Eukaryota, Metazoa, Chordata, Actinopteri, Cypriniformes, Nemacheilidae. Gene Ontology annotation, biological process: nucleosome assembly. Gene Ontology annotation, cellular component: nucleus; chromatin. Gene Ontology annotation, molecular function: histone binding; chromatin binding. Bases 603 to 2201 code for a protein of 532 amino acids. The record is from RefSeq and is a predicted model, not a curated record. The transcript has 7 exons.
UUUCUAGAGAGUGAAUGAAUAAAUACAAUACAAUACAGAACGUAGACUUUUGGCCCUUAGAAAAAAAGAAAGCAGCAUCGCCAGGAAGAAAUUUCACACUGCGUAAGUGUAACGCGGCGUUGAUAUGCUUCAUGAAAGUAGAUCGUCACAAGGUUCAGUACUGCGCGUAUACGAUUGGUUGAGAUGUUUUGCGCGGUGCAUUUCGGCCAAUGACAGCAUUGUUUUUCUCGCUCGUAUGUAACGCUACAGAUAAAUGGCGAACGGAAGGGCAAACUGUAAACAAAUAUAACAGAACUAGACGUUAUUUAAAAAGGCGCCACGUGGCUUCUAAGGAAAAACACCACAGUAGCACGCAUGCCGCUUUUAAGUACAAUCGUGAACGUUUGAUAUGAUGGAGUCGGAGCGCACCUAAAAAAAUCAACAAGAAGCUAUCCAGGCCUGCUGAAAUUUGUGCAGACAAGAAUAUGGCAGUGCUGUAAUGUGAUCCGGACUAGGGAAAGCGAGAGAGAGAGAGAGAGAGAAGGGAGAGAGACCCUUACAGUACGCAUCAUUACUAUACGAUUGAAUGAUUUGUCUAAAGUAGUUAUACCUCAAACGGUAACAUGAGCGCAGACUCGGACAGCGGCAAGCCGUCCGAGAUCAACCAGAGGAAAAGAAGCGCCAGUCCUAGUGCCGCGUGCGAGUCCGAGCUACCCAAGCAAGCGAAAGUGAGUGAAGAACCAAGCAACGAGUCUCGUGGAGAUGUUGCUCCCGGAAAAGUUAAGAAUGGUGAGCCAGAACAUGAAACGGAGCUUCUCAAAGGUUCUGCGGAGAGCUCUGAUCCUCUCGAUAAAGCAGACUCCCAAAAGCGCGCAGGACGAACUGUAACAGACGCACCUAAUGUUACGAACGCUGGAGAUAGAAAGGCUGGGUACCAACAGCAGUCCGACUCCGCAGCUAUCGCCGCUGCCGAGGCGCUAGCCAGUCUGAUCGGCGGAAAUGAGGACGGUAAAGAAAUGCCCUGUUCCUCUAAACAGGCGAUUCGCGAGAAAUCCAAGGAUAAGUCUAAUCGUCCCAGCUCCUCUAAGGGAAGUGGUAGAAGGAUGACGGAGGCAGUCGCCGCGGACAGCUCCUCGUCCCUGCUGCACGAGGACAGAGAUGAUCCAGAACAGACAGCCUUUAUAGAUGAUGAUGAGGAGGAGGAGGAAGACGAAGACUCCAUUCCCGGAUCUUCAUCCACGGCUAGUUCGUCGAUAGUUUCCGAUAACGAAGACGGCGAGUGUGCCAUAGUGUCGGUGAAGAUGGCCCCGGAGGUGCGACAGUCCGUAGCGCUGCUCGCACAGGUGCAGAUGCGCCUGGACGCGCUGGAGAAGAAAAGCGCGCGUCUGCAUCAGCGCCUGGAGAUGAAACUGAGCCGUCACCGACGCCCUCACCUGGACCAGCGCAGCGCCAUCACUCAGGCUAUCCCGGGCUUCUGGCUCACUGCUCUUUUGAAUCAUCCACAUCUGUCAGCGCACAUCGACGAAACCGACGAAGAUGCUCUUAGCUACAUGACUAAUUUAGAAGUUGAGACUUUCAAGAACAACAAACUUGGCUACCGGAUUUGCUUCCAUUUUCGGCGAAAUCCAUUCUUUCAGAACAAAGUGAUAGUGAAAGAGCUGCAUCUAGGAAUAGGAGGGUCUCCAGUGUCUUUCUCAAACCCGCUUUUGUGGCACAGUGGCCAGAAUCUUGUGGCAAGUGGAGAUCCACAUCGAACGUCACAGGGAGUCUACCAGAGCUUCUUCCACUGGUUCAGUGAUCACAGCAACCCAGGAAGGGACGACAUAGCACAGUUACUGAAAGAUGACCUCUACAGAAACCCUUUGAGGUAUUAUCUGACUCCUCUCUGGGAGCCACGAGAGAAUGGCAGCGCUCCUAAACCACAGGGCAGCAAUAAUGGAGACGAGUGUGUAAUCAUCUCCGAUUCAGAUGAAGAACUGGAGAAAAAUAAUCAAAACCAGAGCCAAGAGCAAGAAGAAGAAGAGGAAGAGGAUGAUGAUGAUGACCAAAUUGGAGGGUCUGAAGAGAAUGACAGAGAUGAGGGGGAAUCCUCCGAUGAGGAGAGAGAGGAAGAGGAAGUGGACAUUGAGGACGUAGACAAGUCACGUGAUUCUGGCGGAUGUGAGGUCAGAGAUCAAGGACAGGAAGAGGGAGAUAUUGAUGUAGAUGAAAGGGAUGGUUAGGAGGAGAGUUAGAAAGUGGAAGUGUCUCUGUUUCUUUUUAUGCCGAGAAGCAUACUUGGAGUUUUCUAAGGUCUAUUUUAGUGGUUUCUAAGUAAAUGAAGACUGUACAUUAAGAUUUCAAUUCAUAUCUGGUUGACAGCGCUUAUUGAUCAGGGUUAAGCCGUGUUUGUGUGUGUUUUUUUGAUUUGUUGUAGAUGGUACUUAGGUUUGUUUUAUAUUUUACACCAUAGCGAAGAUAAUGAAUAAACAGGUUAAAUGUGUGCACUCCAAGAAGCAUCUUGUUUGUCCCCUAAUUAUUUCAUUUAAGUUUUGCAAAAUUAUGUAAACAAUUCUAACAUGCUUUGAAAUCACUUUUAUUAAACUCCACCACCACUUGUUAUUUGAUGGCAGUUAAGAGUUGGUCAUUUUUAAAAGCAAUUAGGAAAAUACCCCAAACAUUCUCAUUUACUUCGAGAUAGUUCAUCCAAAAAUGAAAAAUACUUUUACUCACCCUCUGGUUGUUUCAAACCUGUAUAAUUUCUUUGUUCCAAUGAACACAGAGAAGUUAUUUGGAAGAAUGUUAGCAAUUUUCAGUUCAGGGAUAUCAUCCACUACCAUAGUAGGAAAACAAAUUGUUGUUUUUUUUAUUUCUGUUGGACUAAUAAUGAGAUAUUUUGUAGAAUUUUAGGUAAACAGAGUUCUCGGGCACCUUUGACUACCAUUUAAUUCUUCCUACUAUGGUAGUCAAUGAAAUCCCAGAACUGAAAAUAAGUAACAUUCUUCCAAAUAUCUUUCUCUGUGUUCAUCAGAACGAAGUGAUUUAUAUAGGUAUGAAAUUAAAUAAGGGUGAGUUAAUGUUGACAGAAUUAUCAUUUUUGGGUGAACUAUCCCUUUUGUUCUCAACCAAAUCUCGACUUCUCAGGGAUGUUUACUGUUAUGCUCCUCUUAAGUAUUUUCCUGUAUACAAUUCAUUUAAGUUUUUUUUAUUAAUUAUAUACUCCUUCGCUCGUGUCUUACUUCCAACUACAUUAUUGUGUUGAUGCUUAGUGUUAUGUUAUCUUUUUGUAAUUUGUAAGAAUUUACACACAGAUCAACACAGGCGCACGUUACCAUGAAGUAGUUGAAAUUCUCAUUGUAUCAUGAUGUACACGAGCAAAUGUGACCGGCUACAGAAGGUUAUGUUUUUUUUUUUGACUGCUGAUGUGUGCACUGAAUAUUCAUUAGAUUUUUGUGUCCAGUUAAAUACUUGGGUAAUGUUCUAAAAAUUAGGAAUUUAUGUACACACUUUUCCUUUGUCAUCAUACCAUUUGUUUUGUUUUCUUAUAGUGCUUCUUUUACUCCUUUGUAAUAAUAUCUUGGUCAUAUCACAAAUCAUUUAAGAUCAUUUAACGUGGUUGUCAUAGGAUAUUUUUGUUUAUUGGUAAGGAAAUGUUUUUAAAGCAAGACAUUUAAUACAUUGCUUUUGGAGCUUUGUUUUUAAAAAGGUUGAUUUAAAUAAAUAUACAAGCUGUAAGUCAUAUAGAAAUUACUGGAUUUAACUUGUCCAGUGGUUUGUGAAUAGUCCUUGUUCCGGUAAAAGGGGUUUAUAAUUUGUAAUUGACUUAUUGAGGUAGAUUUGACCAACAAGAUCAAAAUGAAAAGCUAUAUUUUGUGCUAAAUUUUAUAGAUAUCUACAUUUUUUAAUCUGUGCAUUUGAUUUUUGUUUUCAACAUGAAAUAAAGUUGUUGUGUUGCUGUUUACUCUGAAUAUUGUAUGCAGCUUUUUGUCUCCUUGUAGUAUUCUCAAACCAUUGAUUAACAUCAAUUAAACUUCAUUGUCCUU